AUGCUGCCGCCGCUUGCAAUAGGCGAGCCGUCGGCCCAUGACCUUCCCAGACCAUAUGAUAGAGAUAGCCGGACCAGCGAGAAGAUUCUCUUGAUGGAUUUGGACGCAAUGCUGCCAUUGAGUUGCGAUUCAAGAAGGGUAAACGAGCUUCUUUCUCUUCAUCUGCAGAUUGGACUCAAGGACCUCAAAGAGGACUUCAUGGUGUUCUCGGAGGCCGUGGGAUCGAAACUCCAGCCCAUGGCUAGCAAGCAUGUAACUUGGAGAUCGAUCCCACUCGUGCGUGGCAUUGUAAUCGGGGCAGAACCCGACGACGAAGAUGACGGCGACGAGGACGAGGACGACGAGGACGACGAGGAUGACAAGGACGACGGAGAUUACGAGUACUACGACAUCCUCUCGCCCUUUGAUAUGAAAGAGGUCAGCGACACAGACAUAACCAGCGAGGAAGAUGAUGAGUCUAUGGAGCUGAUAAGUGCCGGAUUCGGCCACGACCUUGAGACGCUCAAACCCGCCGGUCUUCCGCUCUUGAGGGCCACGAAGGGUGAAGACGGCUUUGAGGAAGACAGGCCCGUCAUUUUCCAGAACGACUUCUUCGAGGUCCGCCGCUCCCCUGUAGCUGGCUGGGGCGCAUUUGCCACGAGGAAGUUGGACAAGGGAGACCAAAUCCUCGUUGAGAAGGCUCUCUACCAUGCGACCUAUGAGGACGUUGAAUCGUCUGUCCUGAGACUACCCGAGCACGAACAGAAGGUCGCCAAUGACUUGCAUGCCCAUUUCGGUCGCGAUGGAGAGAGCAAGGCGCAGGCUGUUUGGAACACCAAUGCGUUCGCAUCCAAGCUCCCCAAGGACACCGUCUCGACCCGUAAGAAGGGUUCGGGGGCGUGUAGGGAUGUUGCCGGCCUCUUCCCCAUCGCAGCUCGCUUUAAUCACUCCUGCAACCCCAAGGUGGGCUACAAAUACGAUGCGGAGGAGGAGGUACUGGUAUUUCAGGUCCGCGCUUGGGUUAUCGAGGAGGGAGACGAGCUGACCAUCAGCUACGGUAAAGAUCCAUCGGUGUUGUAUUAUAAGUUCGGAUUCAAUUGCGGAUGCGGAUACUGCGGCGGUUUCGACGACAGAAGGUGGAACUUCUAG
Messenger RNA from Colletotrichum gloeosporioides, 1128 nucleotides. RefSeq lists its product as uncharacterized. The transcript has 4 exons. Gene Ontology annotation, molecular function: protein binding. Bases 1 to 1128 code for a protein of 375 amino acids. The record is from RefSeq and is a predicted model, not a curated record. NCBI's taxonomy places the organism in Eukaryota, Fungi, Ascomycota, Sordariomycetes, Glomerellales, Glomerellaceae.